Messenger RNA from Nematolebias whitei (Rio pearlfish), 1722 nucleotides. Its product is annotated as protein Wiz. Gene Ontology annotation, biological process: regulation of transcription by RNA polymerase II. The record is from RefSeq and is a predicted model, not a curated record. NCBI's taxonomy places the organism in Eukaryota, Metazoa, Chordata, Actinopteri, Cyprinodontiformes, Rivulidae. The transcript has 4 exons. Gene Ontology annotation, molecular function: RNA polymerase II cis-regulatory region sequence-specific DNA binding; DNA-binding transcription factor activity, RNA polymerase II-specific. The coding region runs from base 1 to 1722 and encodes 573 amino acids. Gene Ontology annotation, cellular component: nucleus.
AUGUUCAGUAUGAACCCAUCCACAGCAAACUCCGAGCCAGUCAUUUGUGAGGUCUGCGGGGCAUACUUUGAGAACAGAAGAGGCCUCUCCAGCCAUGCUCGCCUCCACCUCCGCCAGCUCGGUAUAACGUUCACAGAAAACAGCGGGUCUCCCAUAGAGCUGCUCUACCAGCUCAUAGAAGAGAAAGACGGCUCUGCCGAGGUUUCAGAACUUAACGACUCUGCUUCUGCGUCGACUCCUCCCAAAAAGGCUGAUGGCCAGUUGGAGUCCAAGACGUCACCAGUGCAGGAAGACUUUACUUCUUUCUCCAAGUCGGGGGGGAGAGUCUUAUCAAAGCUGCAAAAGAGUGAUCAUCAGGAAUCUCCAUCCAUGCUGAAAGAGCAGGGAGUAAAUCUUCUCCCCUCAUCUCCUUCUUCUCUGAUGCCACAUGAAGGCAGCAGCUCUUCAUUUUCAAAUCAACAAACCAAGCCGCUGUGGGCGCCUUUGGAAACCGAUGCUCCAAUCACUUUAGCUUCUGUCGCCAGUGAUGAGGUCCAUGUUUGUGAGCUUUGUGGCUCCUGGUACGAGACCCGAAAGGGUCUGUCGAGUCACGCUCGUGCCCAUCUCCGGCAGAUUGGAAUCCCCGACAGCGAGAUCAAAAGCAGCCCGAUUGAAUAUCUUUAUCAGAUCAUGAAGGAACAGGACUUGAAGCCCAUCAGCGCCGAGCGACAGGAAGAGCUUAAACCCACCAGCCCCUCUAAAUCUUCCUCCAAACGUCUCUUCGGUGUUUUGUCUUCUCCAGCUUCUACGCCCAGCAAACGGCCCAAAACAUCUGCGGACUUCACCUGCGUUCUGUGCGGGGAGGAGUUUGAGAAUCGAAAAGGUCUGGGCAGCCACGCGCGCUCCCACCUGCGCCAUAUCGGAGUGAGCGACUUGGUGGGGAAAAGCUCCGCCAUCGGCGCUGUGGAGGAGCUGGUCAGCAGCGGUAUGUUAGAACCCGUACGCCUACCCACACUGAACAGUGCAGCCAGUUCCUCCACGGCACCAGCUUCGCCUGCUGCCCCUGGGAAGCAAUCCAAGGCUUCGUUUUCGCCCGUGUGCCUCUCACCGAGUCCUACGAGUUCUCAUUCUCACCCGCUUUUAAACAAGGCGCCAAAGGCUAAGAAAGGAUUUCGGCUGGCGGUGGACCCCCUUCUCAGAAAACCAAAGCCCGAGCCCGUAGAAACGGAGGUUUUUAUUCAACCAAAGCCGUCCAGCAGCGACAGCAGCUCUUCUAUGCAGAAAGUUUCUACAGCUCCCAUUUCCAAAAAGCCUUCUAACGCAGAUGUCCUGUCUCCACCAACAGUCCUUUGUGACUUCUGUGGUCAGCUGUUCGAUACCCGCAAAGCUCUGUCGUGCCACGUCCGCGCCCAUCUGAGGCAUCUCGGUGUCACGUGGUCGAUUAGGACAUCUCCGAUCGAUCUCCUCAAAUCGGUCAUGUCGCAAGGUGAGGAGAGGAAAGAGCCGGCGCGCAGCAGGUCGUCGGCAGCAGGCAAAGCACCGUGGAGCACUCAAGGCUCCAGGAGAUCUCGGAGCAGCCUCCCGCCUCAGGAAAGAGCUUCCAACUCCAACGCAGGGCCCGUUGAUUAUUCCAUGAAAGAUAAAUCUCCAUCUAAGGCUGCGGGCUCAAACCUCGGCUGUUACUGCAUGAGUGACCCUAUAGCAGGGGUGCACAAACUUUUUCAGCAUGCGAGCUACUUUUAA